AAUCGGACGGCCCAAAAUGAUCUUAUACCUGUUUAUAUCCCUCCUAAAACCCUAAUUCAGAUUCCCUCUCGCAGUCGCAGCAGUCGCUCGCUCUGUAGCCGGCAGAAGGGAUUAUAGCUUUCGCGAGUUCUGCAAAAGAGCAGUUUCCCGAUCAAAGAUGGUUCUUCAAAACGAUAUUGAUUUGCUUAACCCGCCAGCGGAGCUGGAGAAGAAGAAGCACAAGCUCAAGCGACUUGUGCAGUCCCCUAACUCAUUUUUUAUGGAUGUGAAAUGCCAGGGUUGCUUCAACAUAACCACCGUAUUCAGCCACUCCCAAACUGUGGUGGUGUGUGGGAAUUGCCAGACAGUGUUGUGCCAACCUACUGGUGGCCGUGCUAGACUUACAGAAGGGUGCUCAUUCAGGAGAAAGGGAGAUUGAUCCAUUGUUGGUAAAUGCUACUUGAAUUGAUGAUGCUAUGAUCAAAGAAAUGGAGCGCUUGUGGUUUUUGUUUUUUUUUUAACGUGUAAUUCUGUUAGGGAUGAUUUAUGAGACCUACAUUAUUACAAUAUCAUUUGUGAAUUGUUGUUGUUUAAUUAUCAUUUGUGUUUUCCGGAAGUAAUUCACUAUAUGAGCACUUGAAUCAUCAUUUGUCUUGAGUUUUCAA
Messenger RNA from Tripterygium wilfordii, 644 nucleotides. RefSeq names its product 40S ribosomal protein S27-2. The record is from RefSeq and is a predicted model, not a curated record. Gene Ontology annotation, biological process: translation; ribosomal small subunit assembly. Gene Ontology annotation, cellular component: cytosolic small ribosomal subunit; ribosome. NCBI's taxonomy places the organism in Eukaryota, Viridiplantae, Streptophyta, Magnoliopsida, Celastrales, Celastraceae. Gene Ontology annotation, molecular function: structural constituent of ribosome; RNA binding. Bases 158 to 418 code for a protein of 86 amino acids. The transcript is spliced from 4 exons.